Molecule: messenger RNA, 680 nt
Organism: Magallana angulata
Lineage: Eukaryota; Metazoa; Mollusca; Bivalvia; Ostreida; Ostreidae
Product: perlucin-like
Exons: 6
Coding region: 36-524 (162 amino acids)
Molecular function (GO): signaling receptor activity
Source: RefSeq, a predicted model, not a curated record
CCUUCCUUAAUUUAUCUCAUUAUCUCCUACGCAACAUGAAAUCUGUAACAGGAUUUUUACUUUUCUUAAGCGUUGCUACACCCACCACUGGCCAGUCCUGUCCCGGGGGGUGGUACCACUUUGGUACCUCCUGUUAUGCAUUCAUUGAUGCGGAACCUUUAGAGUGGACGGAAGCCAUGUUUUAUUGUAGUACUCUUCAUGCAAAGUUGGUUGAAAUAGAAACUGCCGCUGAAAAUGCUUUCCUGAAGAGUCAUUUGACAUCUCUUCACACCAGUGCAGACAACUAUUGGAUCGGUUUGACAGACGCUUUAGUAGAAGGAAAGUUUGUUUGGCAGACGACACAAGAAGACGCAGUGUUUGUGGAUUGGGCUCCGCUUGAGCCAAACGAUUUGGCUCAUAUAGAGGACUGUGGCGAUCUUCAUUCUGGCUACCAAUUCAAGUGGAACGAUGCGUCUUGCUCCAGCAAAUUUGAUUUUAUAUGCGAACGAGAAAUUGAAGGAAAUCCAGCGAAUGUCAUUGGAUAAAUACCUUCAUAUCAGCAGAAGUGUAACUAUAUGAUUCCAUUUACAUUUCCAAAAUAAAAAAAAAACCUAUUAAAAAAAUCAUAGUAAAACUUUUGGUUUUUGUAACUGCUGUAGAAUCAUUUGCCCAAUUUCAGACAAAGAUGAAAAAAAAACAAU